This is a messenger RNA of Emiliania huxleyi CCMP1516, 855 nucleotides long. RefSeq lists its product as hypothetical. The record is from RefSeq and is a predicted model, not a curated record. Gene Ontology annotation, cellular component: cytoplasm. The transcript has a single exon. Gene Ontology annotation, molecular function: phosphatase activity. Lineage: Eukaryota; Haptophyta; Isochrysidales; Noelaerhabdaceae. Bases 1 to 855 code for a protein of 284 amino acids.
AUGUCGCCCGCGCGCCGCGCGGUCCUAGCCCGCUCGCUGGCCGUCCUCACCUUGCCUCAGGGCCUUCUCCCUCGUGCGCGAGCAGCCGAGUUCACGACGACGGCCGGCGGCGCGAGGCGGAGCAGCGGCGACGGCGACCCUCACCGGCUCGCGGUGCCGGGACUGGCGCCCGGCUCGCGCCGCCUGUACCUCUGUCGCCAUGGCGAGACGGACUGGAACGUCGCCGGGCGCGUUCAGGGCAUGACGGACAUUCCUCUGAACCCAAACGGCCGCAGUCAGGCGGCGGCGCUCGCGGCGAUCCUGGCCGACGUCCCGAUCGGCCUGGUGGCAUCGUCCGCGCUCGGACGAGCGUCUUCGACGGCGGACGCGGUCGCCGCGCUGCACCCGGGAGCGAGGCGGCUGGUCGACGCGAGCUUCAACGAGAUGAACUUUGGCUCGCUCGAGGGAGAGGAGCUGCGCGGCGGCUCGCCGCGCCGCGAGGAGUAUGAGGCGCGGCUGGCCGAGUGGGAGGCGGGCCGCACGAGCGUGCGCCUGCCAGGCGGCGGCGAGUCGCCGGAGGAGGUUGCGGCGCGCGCGCUGAAGGGGCUGCGAGAGCUGGGAGCGCUGCCGCCCCUCGCCGCCGCCGCUGGAGGUGCGGGUGUGCCGUCGUGCCCGAGGCACGUCUGCCUCGUGGCACACGGGCGCUUCAACAAGAUCUUGCUCGCGGCGCUGCGGGGAGACGUCUCGCGUGCCUCGCAAGUGGCGCAGGGCAACACGGCAGUCAAUAUUGUAGACAUCGACGAGGGCGGUGCCUGCACCGUCGUCGCGGUCAACUUGCUGGACCAUCUGCGGGCCGCGGCCCAGCCGCCUGCUUGA